Prunus armeniaca (apricot) is the source of this 522-nucleotide messenger RNA. The record is from the annotation of a GenBank genome assembly. Lineage: Eukaryota; Viridiplantae; Streptophyta; Magnoliopsida; Rosales; Rosaceae.
AUGGUUAGCAAAAAAAAGAGGACCGUCGGAUUUCUAGAAAAAAAAAACAAUUGGAGAGUCCCUGUAGCGGCACCCCAGGCGGAAGUUGCCCUUGGGCCUGCCCGGGCCUCUUCUCCUGCGCUGGACGUCAUUUGGGCUGUCUCGGGGGGCCUUUUGCCCGGGUCUUGUGCAGCGGUGGAGCUGCUCUUACGCGUCACCCUAAUCUCUAUCACGCCAGGUGCUGCGCAUCCUCAGGCUCCUCAGGCUCAGGUGGAGCGAGCAAAACUGGCAAAAACCAUUGAAAAGACUGCAGCUGGUAUAGCACCUGUCCUAGCUGCUUGCUCAGUUCUGAUUCUCCGCCUAGCAUUCACUGGAUAUGUUCUUACUAUAUUUGUUUCCCUUGCCAAAUUAGCAUUUGACCAUUGCUCAUGGAACCCUUCUCAGAUAUUUGAAGUUAUUGAACUGGAUGCCAGAGACCAAGAGAGCUUCAACAAUGUUAAGCAGUGGUUGAAUGAAAUCGAACGAUAUGCAAGGGAAAUUUGA